Messenger RNA from Nothoprocta perdicaria, 3106 nucleotides. RefSeq names its product lamin-L(III)-like. The transcript has 11 exons. Bases 423 to 1607 code for a protein of 394 amino acids. Lineage: Eukaryota; Metazoa; Chordata; Aves; Tinamiformes; Tinamidae. The record is from RefSeq and is a predicted model, not a curated record.
UCGAGCGCGUGCGGGCGCUGGAGGCCGACAAGGCGGCGCUGCGGCAGCGGCUGGCCGAGCAGGAGGCGGGCAGCGGGCGCGAGCUGGGCAGCCUGCGGCUCCGCUACGAGGCGGAGCUGGCGGACGCGCGCAGGGCGCUCGACGACAUCGCCAUCGAGCGCGCCGCGCUGCAGGUGGAGCUGGGCAAGGUCAGCGAGGAGCACCGGCAGCUGCACAGCAGGAAUUCAAAGAAAGAAGCGGAUCUGAGCCUGGCACAGGCUCGCGUGAGGGACCUGGAUGCUCAGCUGAACGCGAAGGAAGCCGACCUCGCGACAGCUCUGAGCGAGAACAGGAGCCUGGAGAAGGACCUGCGGGAGCUGAAGGAUCAAGUGGUCACUCUGAAGCUCUCACUGGAAGAUACCAAAAAGCAUCUCCACAGUGAAAUGUUGAGGAGAGUGGAUCUGGAAAAUCAAAUGAAAACUUUGCAAGAGCAAAUGACAUUCGAGAAGUGCCUUCAUGAAGAUGAGCUCAAAGAGACAAAAAGAGUCCAUGAGAGCAGGAUAGCAGAAAUAGAAUCCGGUCGUCAGAGAGAAUUUGAGAGUAAGCUCUCGGAUGCUCUGCAAGGGCUCCGAAAACAGCAUGAAGAACAGAUUCAAGGAUACAAAGAGGACCUGGAACGAACAUUCAGUGCAAAAAUGGARAAUGCCCAGCUGUCUGCAGCAAGAAAUAGUGACUUUGCCAAUGCUGCUCGGGAGGAGCUGAUGGAAACCAAGCUGAGAGUGGAUACUCUGACAUCCCAAGUUAAUCAGUAUCAAAGCCAGAAUGCUGCUUUGGAGAACAGGAUAAGGGAGCUACAGGAGACGCUGGAUUAUGAUCGUGAUCUCCAUCGAAGACGUAUGGCAGAAAAAGAGAAAGAAAUGGCACAAGUCCAGCAGCAGGUACAAGCACAGUUGGAAGAAUAUGAGCAUCUCUUAGAUGUCAAACUGGCUCUAGAUCUGGAAAUAAAUGCCUACCGAAAGAUGCUGGAAGGAGAGGAGCAGAGGCUAAAGCUCUCCCCUCGUCUGUCUUCACCUGGUACCGCAACUCAAGCAGCAGCAAGUCAAGGGCGUCGACUUCUGCAUGGGAGAAAAAGGAAAAUGAAAACCAAAAUGAGAGGACACAGUACUGGAUUUAAGACUGUUCAGCAUGCUUCUUCAUCUGGAAAUGUAUCUAUAGAAGAAAUUGAUACAGAGGGAAAAUUUGUCAGGCUUAAAAACAACUCUAAUGAGGAUCAGCCGCUGCAUGGAUGGGUGUUGAGACGACGGCUUGGAAGUUUUUCUGAUGCAACRUAUAUAUUCCCUUCACAGUUCACCCUUCAGGCAGGCCAAAUAGUUACAAUCUGGGGUGCAGAUGCUGGUGUAAGCCCAGGUCCUAGUGAUCUGAUCUGGAAGUCUCAGUCUUGGGGGAAAGGGGACACUGUGGGUGUUACACUCAUCACAGAGGAUGGUGAGGAACUGGCAGAAAGGAAGAUAAUGCACGUACCCAGAGGAGAGGAGAGUAGUGAUCAAGAUGAGUGUGAGGAAGAAAUCACUGGAAGUGAAAUGGAGCUUCUAUCUCAGAAUGAGGACCCUAGCUGUUCCAUCAUGUAAUGAAGACAGAGUGAGGAUCGUCUAAACACCUCUCAGACCAAAGUGAGGUUUUUAGACUACAAGUGUUCUAAUACCUUCUGCAAUAUCUGAAACUUGGAAUUUUGUACCUCCCRUCUGAUGUGUGUGUAAGAAGUGCUGUCCAUAAUGUGAAACUUCCUACCAUCUGAUACUGGACCCUGUCCUGGAUUCAACCAUUUAAAGAGCAACAAAAUACAAGCUCCUUUUUAAUUUUUGUUCUAAACUGGAACAUAAGGAUCUACUUUUCUUGACCUGCUGGCACAUGGGAGGGAAUAGAGUUUACAAUACUUAACGUUAGACAUGUGUCCCAAAAUGAUGGUAAAUACUUAAGACUGAGCAUAAGGCUGCCCAGCUUUCUGAAUAUUCUGACAUGGGGUUUCUCUGAAGGCAACUUCUGGUUGGUGCCUGAGUAGGAAACCAGAUGGCCCAGAUCACAAUUUGCUUGUACCUUGAGCAAGUCUGAACUUGGUUGGGGAAAAUAAUUAUUCUGAAGGGUACUCAGUGUCUGGAAACCUUGUUGUUAAGAUCCUAAGAUCCUGAUAUUGGAAUAUGAAACUGUUCUAGACUACUUGUUAGGACUUUCUAGUGUAUCAAAUUUUAAAAUUAAAAGCAACGUGUAAAAUGUGGGUUUUUUUUACUUGUUAUUUAAGUGUAUUGGUUCUGUGUAAUAGUACUUUGAAAUCCCAGAGAUGUGAGUAUUGGAUAUUUCUAGGUAUAGCACAGCUUAACUUCCAGUUUGUUGGAAGCUGAACUUUGACAGCUGUAUCCUAGAAAUGUUUGAGGAAGAAACAUCUCUUUCCAAGAGAUAAGGUACUCUAACAAGAUUAGCCCUUUGUCUGAAUGGUGCCAACAAGCCAACCUCUUAAAGAGCAGAGCUCAAAAGCAUCAACUGUACUAAGAUACAUGAAAAAUAGCUGCUUUGGGAGUUCCUGUGCAUUAAAUCUGAUGUAAGUAAGGGGAAAGCACGGUCUGCAGUCUUGCUUUCUGUCCACCUAACCAGACAGAUGGAGACUAAUGUCUGUGGCCAGUAGGUAAUUUAAUGUACCUUUCCUGGCUCUGCUGUCUGCGCAGAGGCACGGGGAGCCCUUGGAAACUGGCACUAUCCUUCAGGGUUGCUGCUCCCUGCAAAGGUGAACGUGGCUGCUGCAGGGUAAAGAACUGGUCCCUUCUCUGUGCGAGGGGAGGGAGGCAGCUCUCCUGCAGAUCUCCUCCAGUACUGGAAUAGUUUGACCUUUGCUGUUGCCUUGCCAGAAUCUUCAGUCUUAUAGAAGAAGCAAAUCUGGAAUCUGUUCUGUGUUAAGAUGCAGUUCUUAAUGUGAGGCUUGCCUUAGAUUGGCUUGAAGUUUUAAGAUAUGGCAACCACACACUAACCAAAUACUUAAACUGUAGUAGGUCUGAAUUUGUGUUGUACCUCAUGGCCUAAUUUAAAUAGAUGCUGCUAUAACCUUGCUAUAUUUAUCUUGACCUGUUAAACUUUUUUU